Molecule: messenger RNA, 453 nt
Organism: Heterobilharzia americana
Lineage: Eukaryota; Metazoa; Platyhelminthes; Trematoda; Strigeidida; Schistosomatidae
Source: the annotation of a GenBank genome assembly
AUGAAGUCAGUUGUUAAAGAAGCCGGAAAGUAUGGAUCUAACAGUCAAAUACGGUGUUUAGUAUUUCGACGCUUAGCGCGGAAAGGUACUAGUCGGGGUUAUUCAAACUGUGGUAACCGCCUAAUUAGUUUAUUAGAAGUUGGGUUUUUUCGCCAAAAGUUUAUGCCAAAAGGACCUGUCGAAUAUGAUCGAAAUGUUGUGACCCAUGAAGAUCGUGAUGUCUGUCUUUAUUUGUUAACAUUAUGGCUUAAACGUGUUAAAAAUCGUUUCUUUGAUCGACAAGCUGAACGCUUAUUUCGUUUAUUAACUACAGCACUAUCUGAAACACAAUUACUACGUGAUCUCCUAUUUCCUCCAGGAAACAUCAAUACUGAUACCAUACUUUAUCCGUACUGGUUAUCGACUGAUCUGGCAAAGAGUAGUUUCAAACAACCCCAGAACAACAUUUACUGA